AUGUCAGCGAUGGUACAGCAACAAACACCUGUCGCCCUUCGUGCACCUACACAGCAACAUCAAGAACAGCAUCAUGCUAAGAAGACGGAUGACGCUGCGUUGGCAACGUAUCUUACUAGCAAGCUGCGGCUUGACCAGCAGCCUCAGCAAGACGCGUGGGUGUAUCCUCAACCUAUGGUUGCCAUGGUGCAUCCCCAUGCACAGCAACCACCUCAUCAACAGCCACAUUACGUUCCCGCUGCUACAACGACUCCCAGCAACGCUUACUACUACUACGGCAAUGCUACCCCUUACGCCUAUAAUGAUAAUAAGCAACCAUCACAUCCACCAUCAUCAUCUCGGUCUCGUCCAUCACGACCACGUACUCCGAGUGAUACGAGUAGUAUUCAUUCAGCCCCUAUUCAUAUCCAAAAAUCGACCUCUACACCUAACCGGCAAUUCAACAACAAUCGAGCCAAUCGAUCAUCUCAGCUUCUUAAACAACAACAACAGCAACAUUAUGCUGCUGGACGUCGUGAACGACAAAAGCAACAUCAUCCUGGUGUGCCUGCUGAUCGACCUCCUUCCUUAUCAUCGACAGCAUCCUCUGUACCUUCACCAGCACCCUCACUCGAUUCAGGCCGGCGUUCAUCCAUCACAUCGGUAUCUUCGGGAACCUUCUCGAUUCGGUCUGAAAUGUCGGUCAAUACCAAGUUAUCCUUAUCCAAGCGAUUACGCAAGGUGUUUAGCAUGAGUCAUUUGCGAUCCAAGGAUAAUAAUUCCUCAUCAAAUCUUGGCAUGAUACCCUCUCGUAAUGGAUCCAACACGUCACUUGCCACUGUGCAUGAAACAGGAAACACAUCAACACCUCGACCCGCACGUCGACGUUCUUUUGCAUCUCUCUUUCAAAAGAACCAAGAGCACAGCAACAACAACAACAAUGAACGACCUGUGUUGCGAGUGGAUACAACGGAUGCUGCCAUCCGAAGGAGUAUGCUUAAAGGUGAUUCACCAAAUUCAGCUGCAAGCAAUCGACCCAAGAGCCGUAUGAUGGAAGCAUUGCCAUCUCCCACACCAUCUGCAACAUCAUCUACUUCAUCCAAUGCCCAACAACAACAGCCCCAUGAUAUGGCACCCCCUCCCACCGUAGGAAUGCAUUAUGGCUUGCCAUUGCAUGGAUCACCUCGUUUACGCCCUGCUGCAUCGUCAUCUACAAGUUCCCUCAACACCAUGACCAAUGCAUCCUCAUCCACGGAACAACCAAGACGCCGAUUACAGUUUUGUCCCACCAUUCAAGUUCACGAGACCUUUGCUGCAUCCGAAUAUGACCGUCGUUGCGACUCUAAUGCUACUUGCCAAAAGAUGACCCCCAUGAUGGCCAUGAAAAUCAAGCAGGAAUUGAACGAGUACAAGCUUACUGAUAUGGAUGUCCAUGUUGACAGCCGUCAGUACACCCACUUUUUCCUGUAA
This is a messenger RNA of Lichtheimia ornata, 1449 nucleotides long. RefSeq lists its product as uncharacterized. NCBI's taxonomy places the organism in Eukaryota, Fungi, Mucoromycota, Mucoromycetes, Mucorales, Lichtheimiaceae. Gene Ontology annotation, molecular function: actin binding. Bases 1 to 1449 code for a protein of 482 amino acids. The transcript is spliced from 3 exons. The record is from RefSeq and is a predicted model, not a curated record. Gene Ontology annotation, biological process: actin cytoskeleton organization.